This is a messenger RNA of Lates calcarifer (barramundi perch), 1086 nucleotides long. RefSeq names its product pleckstrin homology domain containing, family A member 6. The record is from RefSeq and is a predicted model, not a curated record. The transcript has 5 exons. Bases 176 to 511 code for a protein of 111 amino acids. Lineage: Eukaryota; Metazoa; Chordata; Actinopteri; Centropomidae.
UUAUCUGGGUAGCUGUGUAAUCCUGACUCCUGCCCUUUGUAGGUGUUUGAUUGGCAGGAGGAGCGACUGGGGGCGGAGGGUCAGAGCGACGAAGGACGGAACCAAGUGAAGGAGAGAGGCAGGUUUCAAUCAGAUGAGUGGGUGACGGUGACGGCCACACGCAUACGAGAGGUGGAUGUUGAGCCUCUUGGACUACGACCUGGACAUCAGCCGAGAGUUGUCCAAACCGCAAAAAGUUCCCAUCCCAGAGCGCUACAUAGAAUCUGACCCUGACGAGCCUGCAAGUGCAGAGGAGCUGGAGGAACGUUCCCGCAGGGCCAAGCGCAUCAAGAACCUCCUGGCCAAAUCCAGUGUUCAGAACUUACAGCCAUCUGCACCAUUAGACUUCAGUGAGCUGGACUCAGCUCUGCAGCAGCAGGAGAGGAUCAUGAACGUGUCUCAAACACUGGCCUCAGAGGCAUCAAGGAAGAGCAGACUGGUUGCAGGGACUGAGUGGCUGGAGAGUCGGUGAGCAUGGCUGGUCCAGCCAAAGCUGCUGCAGAGCACUGAUCCACAGCAACGACCAACACCACAAAACAGAAGAGAUUCCUUGUGAAGGGGAAGGAUCUAAUCAUUUUUCAGCAGUUACCAAUGAAUUGAUUCACUUGUAACAAAGCCUUUUCAUAUGACUGAGAACUACAUACAUGUUUCUACAAGAGUGAUGAUUUGUAGAUUUGAAAUAGAGUCAAGUUUUACUGCUUCUGCACUUACAUUGCACAACUAAGUAAUUUAUAACACGAGUGUUUUUUUGUUUUGUUUUGUUUUGAAAUCUGCAAUUACUUGUUGUGCCAUCUGGACUGUAUUUUUUAUCAGUUAACACAAAGACUGUAAUGAAACAUGCUCAGAUAACAGUAGUAAUGAUCUGACAUGAUUUAUUUAUUUCAUUCUGUGGCUUCACCUGCUUUUGAUUUCUACUGUACAUUUUCUCAACACUGUCACACAAUGAUCAUGGUCCUAUCAAUCAACUCAUAUACAGUGGAAUAUAAUGUAAUAGAUUAACACAUGAAAAGUCAUUACACAAAAUAAAUAUUAGAUAAAACAAGUUAA